Molecule: messenger RNA, 3454 nt
Organism: Paramecium octaurelia
Lineage: Eukaryota; Ciliophora; Oligohymenophorea; Peniculida; Parameciidae
Source: the annotation of a GenBank genome assembly
AUAGAAAUGAGAGAAGGAGAUGAAGUUAAUGUAGAAAAUAAUACAUAUAUUCUCAAAGAAUUACUUGGCCAAGGCUCGUAUGGAAAAGUUUUUAAGGCAUUCAAUAAGCGCACCUAAUAGAUAACAGCAAUAAAAAUAUAAGAUAGCAUAAAUGAAGAUGAAUUAAAGGUAUUAAAUAUGAUGAGAAAAAAAACACAUAAAAACUUAAUCAAUAUUCUUAAUUUUGAAAGAGUAAGUCGAAAAUAUUUUAUAGUAAUGGAAUAUUGUAAAGAAAGUUUAUAUGAUCGGAUUAUUCGCAGAGGUACAAUUCAAUCAGAUGAAGUGAGGUUUAUUAUGAAAGAAAUAGGGAAUGGGAUAAAAGAAAUUCAUGAAUUAGGUUAUGCACAUAGAGAUCUUAAACCUGAAAAUAUAUUAAUUUUCUAGGUUAAUGACAACGGUUAAACAUAAGAUUUAUAUAAAAUUUGCGAUUUUGGUACAAUAAAAUAAAUAGAUGUGCUUAAAACUUAAAAAGUUGGUACUGCUUAUUAUCUUGCUCCAGAAUAAGUAAAUGGUUACGAUAGUCAAUAUUCAUAAAAAGUUGAUAUAUGGGCUUUUGGAGCUUUGAUUUAUGAAUUAUUGACAGGAACACCAUUGUUUAAUGGUAAUUUAUGAUUUAAGUUAGGCAAAAGUGAAUAAGAAGUCUGGAUUAAAAUAAAAAAUACGACUUAGAAAAGUAUUGAUGAACAAAUUAAGAAUAAUUUGAAAAUAGAAAGGAAAUAUAGUACUCUUCUCUUAAAUAUGCUUCAAACAGAUAUUGGAAAAAGGUAUGAUAUUAAUCAGGUUGUUUCUGAUUUGAGAGGAACAUCAUAACCUAUUAGAAAGACAGAAUUUUAGGGAUAAAGUGGCAGGCCUGAUGGGAGAGUUUUCGACUAUAAAGGAUUGCCAAAUCCAAAAUAGGUUUAAUUUAAUUAUGCUUCUAAAAUACCAGGCCAAGAAGAGCAAAUAUAAAAAGCUGAUCCAAUUUAUUCACGUGGAAGGAAUAUUGAGCAAUCAGAAUCCCCUAAAAGACCUGAUUAUCGUUCCCCUUAGAUGAUUAAAGCAAGUGAUAAUACUCCAGCAAUUAGGGCUACAAAUAUUCCUUUGUAAUUAUCGAAACAAUCAGGUCCAAUUUAAACAACUUCCUCAAGCUAGGAUACAAAAUAUUCUUAAAUGAACAAUUUAAUUCAGAAUACCACAUUCAAUCAAAAUUAGCCAAUUACAAAAUUGCCAAGCAAUCUAAAGAUUGAAAAUUAUCUUUAAAAUAAUUCCUAAAAGUAAAAUAACUCUUAAACCUUUGAUUAAUAUUAAAAAAAUCCUUUUCAGUAAUAAUAAUAAUAAUAAUAAUAAUAAUAAUAACCUUUUUAAAAUUAAAUACCUGUUUAGGCUUAGUAAAAUCAAUUAAAAAGCUCCCUCCCUUAUAAUAAUAAUUAACAAUUUGAUGAACAAUAACAAAGUAAAAAUACAAAUUAAAAAUUAGAAGCUCCAAUUCAAAGCCAAGCAGUAAAAAGAACUUUCGGAAGUUCAUAGCUUGGCAGCAAUCUUUAAAAUGCUACCUAAAAGUAAUAACCUUAUGAUUAAUAGUAAUAAAGUAAUAAUACUAUUGAAUAACAAUCAGGAAAAAUUUUAAAUUAGCCAGCUCUAGGUGGUUUUUCCAAUCAAUAGUAUAAAAACCCUUUUUAAAAUACUAACUAAAAGCAAUAAAGUGUUUAAUAAUAAUAAAAUAAUAAUACUAUUGAAUAACAAUCAGGAAAAAAUUUUAAUUAGCCAGCUCUAGCUGGUUUUCCCAAUCAAUAGUAUAACAACCUUGUUUAAAAUACUAACUAAAAGCAAUAAAGUGUUUAAUAGUAAUAAAAUAAUAAUACUAUUGAAUAACAAUCAGGAAAAAAUUUUAAUUAGCCAGCUCUAGCUGGUUUUCCCAAUCAAUAGUAUAACAACCUUGUUUAAAAUACUAACUAAAAGCAAUAAAGUGUUUAAUAAUAAUAAAAUAAUAAUACUAUUGAAUAACAAUCAGGAAAAAAUUUUAAUUAGCCAGCUCUAGCUGGUUUUCCCAAUCAAUAGUAUAACAACCUUGUUUAAAAUACUAACUAAAAGCAAUAAAGUGUUUAAUAAUAAUAAAAUAAUAAUACUAUUGAAUAACAAUCAGGAAAAAAUUUUAAUUAGCCAGCUCUAGCUGGUUUUCCCAAUCAAUAGUAUAACAACCUUGUUUAAAAUACUAACUAAAAGCAAUAAAGUGUUUAAUAAUAAUAAAAUAAUAAUACUAUUGAAUAACAAUCAGGAAAAAAUUUUAAUUAGCCAGCUCUAGCUGGUUUUCCCAAUCAAUAGUAUAACAACCUUGUUUAAAAUACUAACUAAAAGCAAUAAAGUGUUUAAUAAUAAUAAAAUAAUAAUACUAUUGAAUAACAAUCAGGAAAAAAUUUUAAUUAGCCAGCUCUAGCUGGUUUUCCCAAUCAAUAGUAUAACAACCUUGUUUAAAAUACUAACUAAAAGCAAUAAAGUGUUUAAUAAUAAUAAAAUAAUAAUACUAUUGAAUAACAAUCAGGAAAAAAUUUUAAUUAGCCAGCUCUAGCUGGUUUUCCCAAUCAAUAGUAUAACAACCUUGUUUAAAAUACUAACUAAAAGCAAUAAAGUGUUUAAUAGUAAUAAAAUAAUAAUACUAUUGAAUAACAAUCAGGAAAAAUUUUAAAUUAGCCAGCUCUAGCUGGUUUUCCCAAUCAAUAGGAUAGCAACCUUCUUUAAAAUGCUAACUAAAAGCAAUAAAGUAAUUCCUCCCAUAAUUAAUAAUAAUAAAAUAAAAACAUUUUUCAAUAAUAAUAAGGAACAACUUAAAAUAAUAGAGCUUCAUAGCCUUCCCAAAAUUUAUAGAAUAAUUAUGGCAACUUUAUUUAAAACACUAAUUACAAAUAAUAGAGUGUUCCCCCUUAGAAUUAUUAAUUAUAAAACAAAAAUAAUAUAAUUUAAAAAGAAGAAACUAUUGAGCAAGCAGCAGCAAAAAAUCCUUCCUCAUAAUUUUUAAAUUCUUCUUAAUUUAAUACCUAAAAGCAAGGUCGUCAAUAACCAAUUAAUAGAGAUGAUUUACCAUAACCUUAGAAUAUAAAUAGUUCAUAAUUUAAUAAUACCAGCUAAUAAUAAUAAAAUAUUUCAUAAAAUAGGAUUCCUUAAAACGGCAACUAUUUUUAACAAACAAACUCAAAUAGUCCACAGUAACCCCAAAGCCGCUUGAGUACUUUUCAAAAUCAGAAUAAUUAACCCUAAAAAUAAAUUUUUAAUCCAGCAGUAGGAUAAAGGAAUGCUAGCAAUUUUAAGUAAUCUAAUUAAGCCUAAGUAACACCUGGAUAAUCAGGUUAAUAUAUCUAAUCAUCAUUUGGAAAUAAUCCAUACUAAUAGCACCCACAGAGAAUUGGAUAAUUUAAUAAUUAUUAAUGAAAAUGAAAUGAUU